AUGAAGCUCGUUGUCGGCAUUGUAUUGCUUAGUGGCUUCAUAACAUGUAUAUUGGCAAACUGCAGAAAUGGCUGGGUAACGUUUGAUGAGUGGUGUUAUUUGUUUUCUCACAAUCAGCUGACUUGGUCGGAGGCAUCUGAGACAUGCCAUGCCCUUCAUUCCCACCUGGCUACUGUGUUAUCAGCAGAGGAGCAAAAUUUCCUGUCAACUCAAUUACUUGAAUUGCAUAAAGACGAUCCAAAGAUAUCCUCAACACUUUACUGGCUGGACGGGUCAGAUUUAGAAGUUGAACACGUUUGGCGAUGGAUGACAACAGGUGACGUCCUCACAUUCACCGACUGGGCGCCAACUGAACCCAACAUGGCAGAAAACGAGGAUUGCCUAAUCCUGUGGGGGGCCAGUAAAUUCCAGAUGGGAGAUAACGCAUGCUCCAAUAAGCGAAACUACAUAUGCCAACAAACUGUUGACACGGACUAUGGAAAUGAAAUAAUUGGUUAA
Molecule: messenger RNA, 498 nt
Organism: Ylistrum balloti
Lineage: Eukaryota; Metazoa; Mollusca; Bivalvia; Pectinida; Pectinidae
Product: perlucin-like protein
Exons: 5
Coding region: 1-498 (165 amino acids)
Molecular function (GO): signaling receptor activity
Source: RefSeq, a predicted model, not a curated record